GUGCACCAUGUUUUGUGACGGCUCCGGCCCGCUUCUGGAAGAAGCUCUACUCAAUGACCAACUGCUUUUUGAAUACUCGCCAGCGGAAAGCCUCAUAAACUUUGAGCUUCCGUCAUUGGAUUCUGAUGGCGACUGGCAGCUCAGUGACUUGGAUCUCAAUUGUGAUAGUUUUGUAAAUAGUGUUAGUGACUUAAACAAGGACGCUACAAAUAGUUGUAACAUUCUCGAUGGAUCAGUUUUCGAUUUUGCCGAACUAGAUAAGAGCAUUAUUGACGAAUAUCUCCUGGAAGCAUUGAGCAGCGAUCUCUCCAAUGACUCGCCACAUUCUCCACAGUCCGGUACGGACUCAUCAUUAAGCAACGAGUCCAUCUGUGCCCUGGAGACACAUGACUACGUCACAGCCAAUAAUGCCUGGCCGAGCAAUACGCGUGUGUAUGAGAAGACCGAGGUGAAAGUACGUUCGUUCGGAGAACCAAAGUUUUGUCAAGAGCUGGGUGCGUUUCGUUGUCCUGUAGACGAUUGUGGUAAACUGUACGCAAAGGCGUCCCAUGUGCGUGCCCACCUUCGGCGGCACAGCGGUGAGAAGCCGUACAGGUGUACGUGGGGAGGUUGUUCGUGGAGGUUCGCGCGCUCCGACGAGCUGGCUCGGCAUCGGCGCAGUCACUCGGGCGACAAGCCGUACCGGUGCGGGGAGUGCGGCAAACGGUUCGCUCGCUCCGACCACCUCGCCAAGCACGGGCGGGUGCACGCGCGCCGCGCCGCCGCUGCUGCAGCCGCUGCCGCCAGCAGGAGAGCUGCCUCGGCACCACUCGGACAUAGGAGAUCAACGAGGGGAAUGCUGCUACUAUGAGUACACCAAACAUUUAUGGUGACUAGAUAGAUAGACUUGAAGUGUUUUACAAUUUCGGUCAGUAUUUAAAACCAAGAGGUAGGUACUUACUGAAUUCGUUAUCACUUAGAAGACUGAGUUUGUUCUUAUAUUUGAAAAACUGAUUCUAGUUGAGUUAGGAGUUAGGUAAACGCGGCCUUUGAAUGGCUGAUUAUGC
Messenger RNA from Spodoptera exigua (beet armyworm), 1046 nucleotides. NCBI's taxonomy places the organism in Eukaryota, Metazoa, Arthropoda, Insecta, Lepidoptera, Noctuidae. The record is from the annotation of a GenBank genome assembly.